UCUAGUUGUGCGAAUAACUGAAAACGUAACAAGUAUUUUAUUAUAGUAAUUACUUGCAUUUAGUGUUGGGAGAAGCAUAAUUUGGAUAUAAAAAUGCGUUUUAGAAAAGUUUUUUUAUUCGAAGACGAUAUUGAAGAAUCAAUCACUCCAGUUAAAAAUGAUGCGAGUUUUCAACCCGGUAAAAAGUUGACCAAACUGAACGCUGUCCCAGUGAGGCAAGAAUUUCCCAUUGGUUCAGAUGAUUUAUGGAAGGAAAUUGAUUAUGUACUUGAUAACUCAAUCUAUUGUUUGCUAAAUGAUAGUAAUAAUCCCAUUACUUUUAAAGAAUUGAAGAGUCCAAGACGUGUUAAACCAAAACGCACUAAAGCUAAACGUGCAGUGCGUUGCAGUCCACGUAAACUCGGUAAGAAGAGGGUAGAUCUGAACGAUGACACUGUGACACAAGAAUUUCCCAUUGGCUCAGAUGAUUUAUGGAAGGAAAUCGAUUAUGUGCUUGAUAACUCAAUCUAUUGUUUGCUAAAUGAUAGUAACAAUCCCAUUACUUAUAAAAAAUCGAAAAUUCCAGGCUAUGUGCCAUUUGAAUUUAUAUCUGAUGAAGAACCGGUGGUGUAUGAGACUUUAGACAAAUCCUAUUAAC
Messenger RNA from Nicrophorus vespilloides, 637 nucleotides. RefSeq lists its product as uncharacterized. The coding region runs from base 94 to 636 and encodes 180 amino acids. NCBI's taxonomy places the organism in Eukaryota, Metazoa, Arthropoda, Insecta, Coleoptera, Silphidae. The transcript is spliced from 3 exons. The record is from RefSeq and is a predicted model, not a curated record.